This is a messenger RNA of Blastomyces gilchristii SLH14081, 420 nucleotides long. RefSeq lists its product as uncharacterized. NCBI's taxonomy places the organism in Eukaryota, Fungi, Ascomycota, Eurotiomycetes, Onygenales, Ajellomycetaceae. The transcript has 2 exons. The record is from RefSeq and is a predicted model, not a curated record. Bases 1 to 420 code for a protein of 139 amino acids.
AUGUUAUUCCUCUUCAAAUAUUCUAUGAUUCUGCAGAUCAUCAAGGCGCGUGAGCACUGUCACAGAUUGAAGAGAGAGAAGAAGAAGGUGUUCAAGCAUGAGAAGACAGAUUGCAAGGAGCUGACAGAGAAGAAGAGGAUUGAGACCUUGUUCAGGUCUCAAAUGCACUUCAUGAUUCAGGACAUUGAGAAGACAGCCCUGCUCUCUGAGCAUGUCAAUCUGCUUACUACUGAGAUGAAACCUGAGACAGCAGAUCAGGAAAUGCGGGAUUUUGAGAUGCAGGUUGACCUGGCUGAGAAGAAGCAGCAGAAAUCCUUCUCUGAGAAGAUAGUGAAGAGAGAUUUUGAGAUAAUUAUCAUCUCAGAUGAGGAGAAGAAGAAGAAGAAGAAGAAGAAGAAGAAGAAGAAGAAUGAGAAGUGA